ACAAUUCCGCCAUCAUCGCGGCCAUCGCCAACGCGCCGGAAGACGAGGAAGGUGAGGAAGAAGAGGAAGCAGAGGAAGAUGAAGAAGUGGCAGAGGAGGAGUCUGAACGGCCGACUGCCAAAGCGCCAGUCAAGACCAGAAAGAAGGGCUGGUGCUUUUGCUUUCGUUCGCGGGCACCGGUCGAUUCCGAUUCCGGGAGUGAGCAGGAGGAGACCUCCCCUCUUCUCAAGGCCGCUGCUCCUGAGCCGGCCGCUGCGAAGCCGCCGCCCCCCUCGGAGCGGACGGCCUCCACAGCCACCGGCAGUGCCUCGCAGGAAGUCACGGACACUUCACGAAGCAUUGGUGUUGAAAGCCCCAAGAAGGAGGAG
Symbiodinium necroappetens is the source of this 368-nucleotide messenger RNA. The record is from the annotation of a GenBank genome assembly. Lineage: Eukaryota; Dinophyceae; Suessiales; Symbiodiniaceae.